AUGGCUCAAGUGGCCCCAAAGGAUGCGCGGAUGGCCCCAGGAAUAAGCCGACAAGCUCCGCCCAGUUCUCAGAGCGCAGAAGCCAACGAGAAAUUGCCUCAGGUCAAUGAAUUUCUGAUUGGUGAGAAAACGCGGAAGAAGUAUCGGAUUCUGAGUGUGAUCGGAGACGGGGGUUAUGGUACCGUUUUCGAAGCUACUGACGAAAUACGGUAAGCUUUUAUGUACUGUAAAGACGAUCAUUGUUAGAAAAGUCGCGGUGAAGACGGAGAAGUAUUCGAAAAGUAUGCUUCACAUUGAGGUCAAUGUCCUUCGCGUGGCCAAUGCUGAACAUUGCAAGCAUAUUGUGGAGCUCAUUGAUCAUGUAAGUUGAAUCCAAGGAGGAUUUAAUUGGUUUAGGGAACAUCGAGACCACAUUAUGUGUAUGUCAUCAUGCCGUUGUUGGGCAAAGACAUUCAUCGGUUGAGAAACGAACAGAAAGAGCGCCGCUUUACUCUCGGAACCGCUGUCAGAGUUGGGAUUCAAGGACUUAGAGUUAACGUCAGUAUUUUGAAAAUUUAUUUUUAGGCCCUUCACGAGUUACAUGAGAAAUGUGGUUACAUCUCUCGUGAUGUGAAACCAGGAAACUUUGCAUGUGGCCAUCCGAAUUCCAUUGAGAGUCGAACCAUCUUCCUGAUCGACUUUGGUUUGGCUCGAAAAUUUGUGGACAAAGUAAGCAGUGGUUUAGUUAUCAAUAACUUUUAAAGAACAAAAAUGUCAUCCCAUCGCGGAAAGAAGUCGGAUGGAGAGGAACCACUCGUUACGGAUCACUGCAAGCCCAUCUAAAGCAAGAUCUGGGAAGAAGAGAUGACGUCGAGAGCUGGUAAACGCAUACAUGUGUCGAUUGACGUAUAAUAUUCUAGGUUCUACAUGUUGGUUGAGAUUACAAAAGGUCAAUUGCCAUGGAGAGCGAUCACGGAGAGACCUCAAGUCCAAGCCGCCAAACUCUCAGCCAGGGCGAUCUCCCGGGACAAUUUCUUGGCUGAUUGUCCCAAAGAAUACGAUGCUAUUUUGACAUACAUCGACAGUCUUUUGUUUCAUGAUGCCCCAAACUACAACCAAAUGUGCAAUCAGCUCAACGACAUUGCCAUCCGCCUCCACAUUCUUCCUGAUACUCCGUUUGAUUGGGAAGAAGACUCCAACAUGAGCUCCACCAAAAACUCGAGUUACAGCGAUAACGAGCAACGCUGCAAUCGGGCUGAUAGGCUGAGUCGAGAGAAUGCACUAUAUCACUAG
Molecule: messenger RNA, 1272 nt
Organism: Bursaphelenchus xylophilus (pine wood nematode)
Lineage: Eukaryota; Metazoa; Nematoda; Chromadorea; Rhabditida; Aphelenchoididae
Source: the annotation of a GenBank genome assembly